UAGACAUUACUGAACGGCACUGCGCAUGCGCAAACCUGACCGUUGGGAAAGUAAAAAUGGCGGCAUGAUUUGAAGAUUUUUCUGACGUUUUCAAUCUGCAGUCAUCCAUCUACUGCGAAUGUGUCACCUGCACAAGCUUCACCAUGGGCAAGACUGCGGUAGAGCGCCAGCGAGAGAGGCGGUUGCGGUUGAAACAAGAUGUCAGAGAAUAUAAUAAAUACAAAAAACGAGAUAGAGAAAGGAAAAACGCUGCCCGGAAAAACUUAACACCAGGUGAACUAAAGAAAUUGAGAGAAAGGACCUUAACAGCAGUGAAGAAAUAUCGUGCUGGUGAUGUCACUGACGGUACACAACAGCUACAAUGCUACAAAUAUGGAACUAGUGCAUCAAUAAAUAAAGCUAAAUCGCGGGUGUUAAAAGCCUUACCAAAAAGCCUAAGGAAACGUGCAACUGUCCUUAAAGCACUCGCUUGCGACAUCUUAGAUGUACAUGUGGUUAACCAGCCAAGCCGCAUACUACCCCAAGAAACAGUAGACACAGUCCUGGCGUUCUACCAGAACGAUGCAUUUUCCCGUGUGAUGCCAGGAAAGGCUGACUGUAUAACUAUUAAGAAUUCAAAUGGUGAAAAAAUUAAAAAGCAGAAAAGACAUUUGACAAUGACUUUAUCUGAGGCGUAUUGUUGUUUCAAAGCUGACCAUCCACAAAUCAACAUCGGAAAAUCAAAGUUCGCUAAAUUAAGUCCGAAGUGGGUCUUUUUGUCAUCACAAAUGCCCCAUAACGUGUGUGGCUGCAGAUAUCACGAGAAUGUCUUUCUUCUUGAAGACUCCACCUUCAAAUGGUAUCAAUGGGUAGAAGAAAAUGGUUUCUUGCAAAAGGCAAUGACAACAGAUGCAUUCGAUGAGCUUGCCGGUCAACUCCCGAAAUUCUUCUGGCACUAGUUCAUCAAAGAGAAGCAAGCCACUUCCUACAAUGACUCGAAAUUGAAGGCCAUGGAAUCAGAUAGCAACAGAUGCCUACUUCAAAUGGACUGUGCAGAGAAUUUCACUUGCACAUGGCAGGAUGAAAUUCAAAGCGCGCACUGGAAGCAAAGGCAAGUUACUGUCUACACAGUUAUGGUGUACCACCGUAGACAAAAUCGGUCAUAUGUGAUAGUGAGCGACUACCAUGAGCACGAAAAGUCUGCUGUGACUGCAUUCACCUCCCAGAUCAUGGACGUGAUCAAGUCCGAAAUGCCUAGUGUUGAGGUGGUUGACGUUUGGACAGAUGGACCGUCAAGCCAAUACAAAAACAAAUACAUUUUCACACUUCUCUUCAAACUCCAGAAACACCAUGGGUUGCAAAUACAGUGGAACUAUUUCACUACGUCACACGGAAAAGGUCCGAAUGACGCACUCGGAGGUAAUGUGAAAAGAAUGGCACAUCGCUCGACAAUGGUCAGAACUGUCAUCGUCAAUAAAGCAGAAACCCUUGCCACUGCAGUCAGAUCCUGCGAAACAAAUAUCCAUGUACACGUCAUGGAUGAAGUAGCAAUCCAGCAGAAGUGUCAAGAUGUUGGUACCGAAGUCCUCUGGAAUGGUCUAUAAACAUUCCAAGGAACAAUUACAACACAUUUCUUGAAACCUCUUGACAAGGACACCAUCCAAUUGAAAUUUUACACAAGUGCUGACGAAUACCGCAAUCUUCCUGUUCGUCAUAAUCUGCAGAAUCCCGUCGCAGGUCCAAGUGCCACGCCCAUUGUCACCGCUGCUAAGCAAGUGAGACCUCAACCUGUCGCAGGUCCAAGUUUCAUCAAAAAUUCGAAAAAACCGAAGUCAUUAAAUCCCACACCAGCACCUAAACAUCCUAAAAUCAGAAAGGAGCUGAUGAUGCCAAUAGCGACGAUUUAUGCGGGUACCGAGGCCAUUACUAUGGCUCUGUAUCAGACCCAAAAUCAACGGACGAAUGGAUUGAAUGUCAAAAAUGCCGCAUUUGGGUACACGGCGAAGACUGGGGGGGGGGUAAUAGAUGAUGAUGAAUGUUAUACUUGCUUACCCUAUCUUUAAACGGUCUUGGUGGACUCGUUGUUUUUGUCAGUUCUGUGUGUGUGUUAUCCCUGUGACCACCAUCCAAACCUCGGUGGCUUGUGGAACAUUCACAACAAUGCCUAUAGUUGAGGACUAGUAUCCGUUAGUACUGUAGAAUCGGCCAGGAGCCGUUGUGACUUUCUAUAUGGCAGCACCUACAUUUUAAUAUGAAAAACCACUACAUAAAUUGAAAGUGCUGCCAUCUGGAAAGUUGCAACGGCUCCUGACCGAUUCUACAGUAUACUAAUAUUAUUGGUGACGACCACUUUCAUGUUGAAGCUUAGGAUCAGUUGAAUAUUUCUUUGUUGAGUUUGUCUGAGGACCAUACUGUCUGAGCUGUUUUCGUGUUAAAGCUGCAUGAGGUUCAGUUUUUCUUGUUGAGUAUUAAGCCUUGUUGAAGGUGAGAACAGUUGGCACAAUUCCACGUGUCGCAUGUACAUGUAGGUAGGCCUACCGUCAUGAGAUGCCCAUUGGCCAGUGUUGAUCUCAUGUCCUGGUGUCAAAUUGUUAACUGUGUUUUUAUUUUAAAUAAAAGAUUGAGAAUCAUAGUUUGUUUUAAUGGUAAAUAUAUUGAUAUGACGGAAUUACAGUGGGUAAGGGAGUUAUUAAUCUAUGAAAGGUAAAGGUAUUUUGAUAUCCAAGUACAACCGAGAC
Gigantopelta aegis is the source of this 2717-nucleotide messenger RNA. RefSeq lists its product as uncharacterized. The coding region runs from base 144 to 938 and encodes 264 amino acids. The transcript is spliced from 2 exons. The record is from RefSeq and is a predicted model, not a curated record. NCBI's taxonomy places the organism in Eukaryota, Metazoa, Mollusca, Gastropoda, Neomphalida, Peltospiridae.